Molecule: messenger RNA, 513 nt
Organism: Mesorhabditis belari
Lineage: Eukaryota; Metazoa; Nematoda; Chromadorea; Rhabditida; Rhabditidae
Source: the annotation of a GenBank genome assembly
AUGGAUUUCUCGAAUUGCACUGUGGUGGAAAUGUAUGUGAAGAGCGGUUUCCUCAAGUCGCUUAUGAUUGUACAGAUCUUUUUGCUCAUUCGUUUCUUUUUCUUGAACACUUGUGAUGUGCCGAUAUCAGGGACAUUAUGUUAUUCAUUGAGAUUCAUCUCGAACAUCCCAAUGAACGGUCUUCCAUUUGUCAAUGCAGCGUUGACCAUUUUUCGUUUAUUAAUCUUUUUACUUCGUACUGAUUGUAAACGAAAGCAAAUGCAAUUGUUGAGGAUCUGUGAACUAUUGACGAUAUUAUGCUUUGUGCUCGAUUCGUCAUAUCGAUAUUGGGGCGUCGAAUUUCCGGAAAAAGUCGCUUAUUGUACUGGGAAUAUGCAGCAAUUGGCGGCAAAAUUGAAUCUCGAAUCUUAUAUUUCGCUGGGAAUGGAAGUAGUGACAAAUUUGAUUGGGAUUUGGCUAUUCAGGAAGCAUAAACAAGAUCUCUCGUGGGUAAAUCGUUGUCAGUUAAGAGUA